GUCAAAUAUUACAUGAUGGGUUUAGGAUUUCUAAAUAGAACUGUUUCUUUCCUUAAUAUUAUUCUAUAUUGAGUCCAGUAUCUUUUGUUUUUUUAUAAAAAUUAAAGAUAUGUUUUAUAAAUUGACAAAACGACUUAAAACAGAUAAUAUGGAAACAUAACUUAUGAUGACUUUAAUUCGUAUUCCUUUUAUUGUGUGAUAUUGAUUACACAGUGCAGUCCUUGUCACAAAACAUGAUACAAACUUUGUAUUUAUCCAAAGUGUUUUUGUAAAUAUUACGCUCUCUAUAACUUCAAACAGGGUCAACCAUGAUGCCAGAGGAUGGUGUGGAGAACCGUCAUGGGCCUCCUGGUAUCAACUCGCGUUCUCUCAGCGCUGCACAUUCUGCUGCAGACCUAGAGGUGCUCCGUGAAAUCGAGAACGUGUACUUCUCGUCGCCGACGGAGUUCGACGCGGGCCGGUACGUGCUGGAGCACGCGCCCUCGCCGCCCACAUGCGACUCCAUUGAGCACAUGUUCAGCAAGCUGAAGCGGCAACAGCAGGUAGUGUCAGGUAAAGCGCUGCAUUUAAUAUCGCAACAGCGCGACAACUGCGACCGCGAAUUCGCCGAAAUACAGAACAUUCGCAAACAAUUAUCCCAUACGUUGGACACGUGCCGCAAAGCGCGGGACCAAUUACGGACCGCCUCCAACCACCUCACUAUCUCCACCUUCGUCAUACUCGCUAAUUUUAGAAAGAGACAGAUAAUACGUUCGGUGCUCAAGUCGCUAGAGUUAUUGCGUAGUUUGCGCAGCGUCGAAAAGGAUGUGGCGGAUUUAUUGGAAAAGAAAGAGUACUACGAAGCCAUAGAGCUCAUUUUGAAAAGUCGCAAAGCGGCUGCCAGUCACAAUGAAUAUACGUGUAUCGCUGAUCUGACAGCGAGACUCCAAGACACGUUAGACAUGACCGAGGAGAAAUUGGAUUCAGUGCUUUCCACGUUAUGCUAUAAUUUCGACGAGAAUAUAUUUAGGAAACUCAAAAAAGCUUAUACGCUUCUGGGCAAAACGCAAGCAGCGAUGGAACAGUUGCAUAUGCAUUAUUCCUCAGCGGUUAACGAAUACGCCAUCGAAGCAGUUAAACCUUACGUUGGAGAUGUCACAAUGGAGAUGAAGUUUCAAGACUUGUGCCAAGCGGUGCAACCCAAUAAAGCUCCUAUAUGUCUCCUGAACUUAUGCGAGAACCUUUUCGUGAUAAUGCGCAGUUAUUAUCUCCUAGUCAAUUGGCAUUCCAAACAUGAUGAAGAAGAGUCAACGCCGAGUUCUAGCAACGUCUUUGAAAUAGAAAAGAACGUUAGUAGGGAAUAUAUUAGGCAGAAAUUAAAAGCUGGCCUGAUUAGGAUAUGGCACGAUGUACAAGCGAAGGUGUCGACCUUCUUGAAAAGCUCCGGGAUAGAGGAGUAUCCAUUCGAGAAGUUCAUACAAAUGCUGGGAAUCUUGAGGAAACUGACCCAAGUGGCCGAAGUGUUUUGUGGCGACAAAUCCGACAUUUUGCAGGACUUUAUAAAGACGAAUAGCGUGCUGUACAUAAAAAACUAUCACAGAGGUCGCAUGGACGAGUUGAAGUUGUUUUUGGAGAAUGAAGGCUGGGAACAAUGUCCGGUCAAGUCUACUUUUAAUCUCCUCAUGUUACAAGAGUUCAAACUCUUUAAAAAAUAUCUUACUACAUUCAGAUCUGACAUGUCUAUUACGAAAACCCAAUCGGAUGGCGCUUCUUCGGUGCAUUCACAAGACGAUAGCGUUUAUAUAGCAAAAUACUUUAACCAAAAAACAAAUCACACUCCGUUUGAAAUGUUUCGAAAUGAGAACGUCACAAAUGAUGAUAUCUUCGGCUUAGAACCAGAAAUCGAACCGAGCGAUGACUCGGAAGAUGAAGCGGAAGUGCAAAGAGAUAUUAUUGAAGACAACGACAAAGACGAAUAUAGUGCAAGCGAAAAAAUAAUCGAGAGUCCGUCUAAAGUCAAAAACAGCGUUAUUGUAACGAAUACAACAUUAUCAGUAUUAAGAAACUGCGGACAGUAUCUGCAAAUAUGCAGAUAUCUGCCGCAGAUUUCAUUGGAGGUGGUCAUGUUGAUGAACCAGCUUUUCGACUACUAUUUCUACACGGUCCAUCUCUUUUUCACUUCAGAUCUGGACGUGGCAUCUUCGACUUUGUAUAGUACAAAACUGAAUGCAGUACUUAAAAGGAUAUCUAAUAGCAUAGACGCUAAUGGUGUAGCGAGUGAUGAUGAUGGCAAAACAUAUUUAUGUCCAGAAUUACCUCAGCAUUUGAACUUGUCUUCUGAAGAAACAUUGCACGGAUUAAGUGAAAGAAUAGUCGCGGUUGAAAGCGUUAUAUUUCUAGCGAAGCAAUAUGAACUUCUCCAACCAUAUUUAGAGUCUAUAGUUGCUCAGCACCAGAGAAUGAUCUUAGAGCAUUUUAGAGACAACACUCUUGCUGUUGCAAGCGAUUUGCGAAUGCCUGUGUACAUGUGCUCCGCUUCAAAAGCUGUUGAUGCUAGGUCAUCUUUAAUUGCAAUGUCUCAAGUCAAAUGGGAUGUUAAAAAUGUAGCCAUAGAUCAUAGUCCGUACGUAGAUAUGAUAACGAGGAAAAUUCAAGUGUUCGCCUUACGCAUAGAGAAUAUAUCGACAAAGGUGACAUUGAAUUUGGAAGUUUUAAAUUCUAUUUGGUCUAUGGUCGCCAAGUUUGUGGUGCACCUAUUGGUGGAAGGAUUUUCGAACGCUACCAAAUGCUCGAACGGGGGUAGAGGCCUUAUGCAGUUAGAUUAUAGACAGUUGUUCGUGAAAUUAGAAAAAAUAUCAGGUCUUAAGCCAGUCCCGUACCAAGACUAUGUGGAUAGGUAUGUGAAAGCUUACUAUCUGCCUAGGAAAGGUUUAGAAGACUUCAUCAGGGAAAGGACAGAGUAUUCGAAUAAACAUUUGUUGGCGUUAGUGGCGUCGGCGUGUGAAAAUAAAAGAGAUAGGCAAGCGUUACAAGCUAUUAUUGAAGGCAGAGAUUCCACAAGUACGUAGUAAACUCUAAGAAGAUUAAGAAUCUAAAUGAAUUAAUGAACAAUUAUUGAAAUGACAUGACCUUUCACGUGUCUUUUAUCUCGCUUGCUCUUCUAGGUCAAAUUUAUUGAAUAUUUGUGUAAACUUUAUUUGUUUUUGCACUUCUUGGCUAACUCCAUCCGUAAAUAAAGAAGCCCUGAGAUGAUCAAUGACAAUUGUCAAUUUGUUAUUAAGGAACAAUUCCAAACAUGUGACCUAAAGGUUACGUUCACUUUGAAUAUUAUUUCUUUAUACUUUAUUGUGCACUCUACUACAAACAACUACACUAUUUAAAAAUGUUAGAUCUAUUCAUCUUUAUUUACAAAAUAAUCAACAAAAGCAACAAGUCUCGAUCCUAGCGCCAUCUAGUAUUUGCUUGUCUAAUUUUGUUUAGUGACCAACCAUUUUAAUUGUAACUAAGAGCCAUCUAAGAGCCCAUUUGCAUGAAUGUAAAUUAUGCAUGUAUUGUGUUGCGUAUUACAAUUGGAAACUUAAUAGAACAGUAUUGAGUGAGAUUAUUUGGAAUCUGCAUAGAUACAUUCGUUUAAACAUAAAUUUAAGACUUUUUAAAUAGUAUUUUUUUUUUAUGGUUUUGCCACCCAAUUCGGAAUUUAAUUGAAUCUGAGUACGGGCAUGAAACUCGGCUAUUUUUUUUUUAAACAAAUGUUUUAUUUUACAAGUUAUGAACUUGUAUUUAUAAGUUAUAAUUGUUAAUAAAUAUUUUACUGAACUAGGUGUUAUCUUGCGGGAGUUCAUAUCACUGGUUACUUGAUUAUAAUCAUUUUGUUUAAUUCCGUUACUAUUAGUAUGCGUGUGACUGUCGACACUCGAAGAUUGACUCACCAAUAUUACUACCAGAAAUUUCGCAACCUUCCGUAUUAGACAUCAAUCUUCGACUGCCAUUUUGUUGGCGAAACUCGCAAUUUAAGCGUCGAAGAGUUAACACUAGGCUCCGAGCAGCGAUAUAAUAAUUUGCCUAAAGAUGUCUCGUUUAAAGGUGAAACACAUGUCGCAAAACGUGCGCAAACAAAAUGGCAGUCGUAGAUUGAUGACUUAUAUGGAAGGUUGUGGAACUUGUGGUAGUAAUAGUUGUCAAUCUUCGAGUGUUAGCAGUCGCACACAUACUAAUGGUAGCGAAAUUAAACAAAAUAAUCAAAUAACCAGUUAUAAUUAUUAGUACUUACAUAUUUUAUUUUUGUAAAGAUCUGUAAAUUGUUAUUGUAAAUAAAGCACAAAAUAUAAAGUGAAGAAUCUCCUGAAUUGAUGUGUAUGAGACAAAUUAUGAAAAUGGAUGUAAAAAAAAAAUGUAUGGAAGAAUAGAGAACACAGAUACUUUCUGCCUAUCUCAUAACCUGAACUGAGGUUCAUAGUAUUUUAAUGUAAUAACUACCGGUUUAACUUACGAGUUGAGAAAUCUCGACUAGUUUCAAGAUCAUUCGGGACCCUUAAUCGUGAGCGGUUGUGAUGCUGUAGUUAUUGCAUUAAAAUAUAAUGUGUACUUACGAAUUAUAACAAUAAAGUUCAUAGUGUUUAGUACAGAACUAAAUAACUCGAUGUUUGUAAUUUCGUAACAGUCGCUAUUUACAAUUUAUUACUCUAUUUAUUUAGGAUUUAAUAACUGCAAAAUGUAUUUAUGAAACACCCUUAUUAAAAUUAUAUUAAGACCGUUCAGAACUUUAGCUCGCCGAAGUGCGGCAACGUCGCAGUUAUCUGUCAAUUUUCAGUAACAAAUGAACAAAUUCCGAAAUUCAAUAUUUCACAUCAAUCAGAUACUAAAUAUGCUCUGCGACUAAACUAAAAUGUUAAUCAUAGACUACGUUGCAUAUAAUUCUGUCAAUAAAAACUUUGCACCUACUUCAUGUUCUGCUUUGGAUUUUUUCAAAUACAUUUUUCCAAUCAAUAUCCAAAUAUUCGCUGAUAUCUUUAUAAAAAUAUUAUUUAGCUAAUUGUAAUAAUAAAUAAAUACUUUUUUUUUCAAAGGGUGAAAAUGGUAUGGUAACCCCGCCUGCGCUAACGGGAUACGCUGGCGGAGCACCAGUGAAGGGUGAUAGAUGAGAAUGAAAGCAGGCCAGUUAGCCCAUCAUGAUGAAUUCAUCAGGAAUUAACCAUGAUAGUUUCCAGGGGAACCGCGAGGAGGUCGACCUGGUUGGGUAUAUUGCUAGCAAUGGGAUUCUCAGUCUCUAUUACUAACAAUCCCUUUCCCCCCAAUAAAUAUAUUUAGAUUAGCAUUUCAGUUCACUAGCAGAGUGCUUUUUAAAUAAUCAAUUAGAAACAUUGAAAAUUUUUCAAUUGUUUAUUAAAAUUGACAGAUAAUUGCGACGUUGCCACAUUGAAGAUAAAUAAGGUUGGCUAAUAUAUUGCAAUAUCUAUAUAUUGUAGUUACAAUAUCUAUACAUAUAUCGGUCCAAUGACAGACAUAUUAACUAUUGGUUAUAUCAAAAUGGAGGACCCGCUCGUAAUGAAUGUGGAUAUCCGACUGGUAUGGGCGAUAUCGCAAUGGGUGCGCAUCAAUGUCUAAAGAACUCAAUAUAUAGAUAUCAGAUAUUACCCAUAUGUAAAGUUAUGAGCGCUUUUAAAUGAAUAUAAAAAUUAUUGUUUAUAAAUAGAUUCAUGUACAGACUGGUUGUAUAUAUGUAUUUAUCUCAAAUUAUUGUACAGGGAAUAAAAGGGUCGAUUCCGAGGUGUCAUUUAUCUAAUCAUAUCUCUAAUAUUUGAAUUUGAUAGUUUCCUAAAAUUACUGAAUUAUGAACCGUAAUGAACUAGAUUUAUAAUGCAUAUUAUUAUUUCAGCCAGUAACUGUCGACUGUUGAACAUAAGCCUUCCCCAUAAGGGGAUUUUUGGCCAGUAGUUGCCACGCUUGGCAGGCGGGUUGGCAACCGCAGUUAGGCUUUAAAGUAUCUUACGUGGAACGCUGCUGCCCUUUCUUCGCACUCCUAGAACCAUGUUGAGGAGUAUGAUGGAUUUCCCAGUUUUAUGGUGAAUAUUAAAUAAUUGUCUUUUAAUAUAUAAUAUUAAUUAAUUCAUUCAUUAAUAAAUUGCAUAAUUAGUCGCCUCUUACGACACCCAUGAGAAAGGAAGCGGUGGCCCAUUCUAUGUAGGGACACACAUGGCAAAUAAAGAUGAUGCAUUAGAAAUUUUGUUCUUUUUUUAUACCACUGAGGUAGCAAACAAGUAUACGACCCACCUGAUGGUAAGCGAUUACCGUAGCCUAUGAACGCCUGUAAUACCGAGGGCAUUACGCGCGCUUUGCCGACCCUGAAGGAACCUCUUUCUAGUUUAUAUUUGUUCUUAAAAUGAAUAUUUAGCUGUGAUAUCAAAAGGAAAUUUUAAUUUUAUAGACAGGUUUAAAGAGAUGCACCUCGUAAUCGACUCCAAGAUAGUUGCUAAGUGUACUCGUUCUGAUGUUUAAUAUUAGAUGGCGCUGGAAUCGUAACUUGUGGGUUUUGUUGAUUAUUUUGUAAUUAAAGAUAAGUUGAUGUAAAAUUUCUAAAUUGGCGAGAGAUUUUAUUUGCUUUUAACAAUGUAGUAAUAAUUUAUCAUAAUUUUGUCUUUACUCUCUUGCAUUGUACAAUUUUGUAAAAAAAACACAUACCAGCAAGAAACAUUGCGAUUGGGUUGUAACUCAUUUAGGAAGAGAUCGCGUAUUAUCUGUCACUUCACAAUCAUGCAUAAUAAUAAAAACCGCUCGCCUAAUUAGAAAUUUUCCCUCAAAUUAUCUUUAAUUACUAAAUAAAAACAUCGACUCAUCUUUAAAUACAAAACAAUCAACUAAAGCAACAAGUCUCGAUACCAGCGCCAUCUAGUAUUUGUUUGUUUAAUUUUGUUUAGUGACUAACCACGUCAUUUUUAAAAAUUAAUUUUAUGACUAGAUAAUAUUACUGUGACAAGGUGUUAAAGCGUUCAUAUAUUUAUAUACAUGUAUAUCUGCACAUAUAAUAUUAGGUAAAAUAAAAGACAUUAUAUUAAGUGUUA
Messenger RNA from Galleria mellonella (greater wax moth), 7037 nucleotides. It is a transcript of the gene Vps50, whose product is annotated as syndetin. Gene Ontology annotation, cellular component: EARP complex. The coding region runs from base 309 to 3047 and encodes 912 amino acids. Gene Ontology annotation, molecular function: SNARE binding. Lineage: Eukaryota; Metazoa; Arthropoda; Insecta; Lepidoptera; Pyralidae. Gene Ontology annotation, biological process: retrograde transport, endosome to Golgi; endocytic recycling. The transcript is spliced from 4 exons. The record is from RefSeq and is a predicted model, not a curated record.